Messenger RNA from Perognathus longimembris pacificus (Pacific pocket mouse), 4391 nucleotides. RefSeq names its product transferrin receptor (gene Tfrc). The transcript has 19 exons. Gene Ontology annotation, biological process: intracellular iron ion homeostasis; transferrin transport. The coding region runs from base 77 to 2377 and encodes 766 amino acids. NCBI's taxonomy places the organism in Eukaryota, Metazoa, Chordata, Mammalia, Rodentia, Heteromyidae. Gene Ontology annotation, molecular function: transferrin receptor activity. Gene Ontology annotation, cellular component: external side of plasma membrane. The record is from RefSeq and is a predicted model, not a curated record.
CGGGUAGCGGGUGGUGGCUGAGCGGCGGCGUGCGGAGGAGGCGCCUGUUUUAGGUUCUUCCUGUUGGCAACUCAGAAUGAUGGAUCAAGCCAGAUCAGCAUUCUCUAACUUGUUUGGUGGAGAACCGAUGUCAUAUACUCGGUUUAGCCUGGCUCGGCAGGUAGAUGGAGAUAACAGUCAUGUGGAGAUGAAACUCGCUGUAGAUGAAGAAGAAAGUGCUGACAACAACAUGAGGACCAAUGUCACAAAACCUAAAAGGUUUAAUGGAAGAAUCUGCUAUGGGGCAAUUGCUGUGAUAAUAUUUUUCCUGAUUGGAUUCAUGAUUGGUUACCUGGGCUACUGUAAACGUGUAGAAACAAAAUCUGAUUGUAGAAUCGCAGAAACAGCGACAGAGAAUGCAGAAAAGGGAUUCUCUGAGCAAGAAGCAGAAGAUACAUUUCCUGAGCCGCCACCUCAUUUGUAUUGGGAAGACCUCAGAAACAUGUUGUCAGAGAAACUGAAUGCCAUAGACUUUCUCAACACCGUCAAGCAGUUGAGUCAAGAUAUAUAUGUGCCUCGUGAGGCUGGAUCUCCUAAAGAUGAAAGUCUUGGCUAUUUUGUUGAAAAUCAAUUCAAUGAAUUUAAACUCAGCAAAGUUUGGCGAGAUGAACAUUAUGUUAGGAUUCAAGUCAAAGGCAGCAGUGCUCAAAACUCUGUGACUCUAGUGAGUGCAAAUGGUGGAGAAAACCUGGUGGAGAAUCCUGAGGGUUACGUGGCAUACAGUAAGGCUACAACAGUUACUGGGAAACUUAUUCAUGCUAAUUUUGGCACUAAAAAAGACUUUGAGGAUUUAAGAUCUCCUGUGAAUGGAUCAUUAGUGAUUGUUAGAGCAGGGGAAAUCACUUUUGCAGAAAAGGUUGCAAAUGCUGAAAGCUUAAAUGCAAUUGGUGUCUUGAUAUACAUGGACAAGACUAAGUAUCCCAUAAUUAAGGCAGAUGUUCCAUUCUUUGGACAUGCUCAUCUGGGAACAGGCGACCCUUAUACACCUGGAUUCCCUUCUUUCAAUCAUACUCAGUUUCCACCAUCUCAGUCAUCAGGAUUGCCAAAUAUACCUGUCCAAACAAUUUCCAGACAGUGUGCAGAAGAGCUGUUUAAAAAUAUGGUAGAUGAAUGUCCUGUUACCUGGAGAACAGAUUCUUCAUGCAGAAUGCAGUCUGCAGAAAACCACAGUGUGAAGCUCACUGUGAACAAUAUGCUAAAAGAGAUAAAAAUUCGUAACAUCUUUGGAGUUAUUAAAGGCUUUGAAGAACCAGAUCGCUACGUUGUAGUAGGAGCCCAGAGGGAUUCUUGGGGUCCUGGAGUUGCAAAGUCCAGUGUGGGAACAGCUCUUUUGUUGGAACUGGCCCAGACAUUCUCAGAUAUGGUCUUAAAUGGUGGCUUUAAACCUAUUAGAAGCAUUAUUUUUGCCAGCUGGAGUGCUGGAGACUUUGGAGCUGUUGGUGCCACUGAAUGGCUAGAGGGAUACCUUGCCUCUUUGCACUUAAAGGCUUUCACUUACAUCAAUCUAGAUAAAGCUGUUACUGGUACCAACAACUUCAAGGUUUCUUCCAGCCCACUGUUGUAUAAACUUAUUGAGAAGACAAUGCAAAAUGUGAGACAUCCAGUUAAUGGGAAGUUUUUAUAUCAGGACAGCAAUUGGGUCAACAAAGUGGAGAGAUUUUCUUUGGAUAAUGCUGCUUUCCCAUUCCUUGCAUAUUCUGGGAUUCCAGCAGUUUCUUUCUGUUUUUGUGAGGACAAUGAUUACCCUUACCUGAGUACUAAGGUGGAUACCUUAGAGAUGUUGACUCAGAAUGUUCCUCAGCUGAACGCCUUGAUGCGUGUUGCUGCAGAAGUGGCUGGUCAAUUCAUGAUUAAACUCACCCAUGAUAUUGAGUUGGACCUGGAUUAUGAAAUGUAUAACAACAGACUGCUCUCAUACAUGAGAGAUCUGAACCAGUUCCGAGCAGACAUAAAGGAGAUGGGCCUGAGUCUACAGUGGCUGUAUUCGGCUCGUGGAGACUUUUUCCGUGCUACUUCCAAGCUAACAGCAGAUUUCCAUAAUGCUGAGAAAACAAACCGAUUUGUCAUGAGGGAAAUCAACAAUCGUAUCAUGAAAGUGGAGUACCACUUCCUGUCACCGUAUGUAUCUCCAAAAGAUUCUCCCUUCCGACACAUCUUUUGGGGUUCUGGCUCUCACACUCUCUCGGCUUUACUGGAGCACUUGAAGUUGCGUCGGAAAAAUAACGGUGCUUUUAAUGAAACACUGUUCAGAAACCAGUUGGCUCUAGCAACAUGGACUAUUCAAGGAGCUGCAAAUGCCCUCGCUGGUGACAUUUGGGAUAUUGACAAUGCGUUUUAAAGGUGAUCCCAAUAGCUUAUACAUGAAUAGGAUAGUCUUAUUUCCAGACUUGUUUUGGUUGUGCUAAAUUUUCUGUAGAGCUACAAAACCUGUUGAAAUUCUACCCAAUCAUUUGAAAUACUACUAGAUGUCUUUAGGCAGCAGCUUUUAAUACAGGGUAGGUACCUGCACUUCAAGUUAAAGUGAAUAACCACUAUGUUCAUGACAGAGUAUCUUCUCAGAUUAUCUCUUGAAUCUUAAGUGCUUUGUAAUUCUAUCUGCCUCAUUGUGUCAUACUUACAAAAAUGUUAGAACCAGUUACAUGUAUUAUUGCUCUAAAUUCUAAGGAUCCAUGAGCUGGUUGGUACCUUUUUAGGUGGAAGGAAGAACAUAGUAUCUGCUGAACAUUCAAAGUGGCAUAUUGGUGUGGUCCUCCAUCUUCAGUUGAUGCUAAAUAGAUGUCGGGUUGUAAGACCUUAUUCUCCAAAUGAAAUGUAUGUCCUUCCAUAAAGAUGUAUCUGGUUUCCACAUCACUCAAUGAAACAGUUACCGUCUAGAAGAGAGGACUUGUUUCCUUGCCAGUGAGGUCCUUUCCACUGGUUGAAGUGAGGUUCCACUUGCAGGAAUAAGGCCUGAAUGUGUUAACCUCCAUGAUAUUUAUGAGAGAAGGAGACCAGAAGCCAAAGACUUAGUAUAUUUUCUCUUCCAGUGACCUCUGCACCAUAGCUUUUCUUUAUUUAGUUCUUCCCCCCCCCCCAAGUAUUCUGAAAUAGAACCAGCUAUAGGCAUUUAAUUUCAGACUCAGUUUGUCAGACUUUAAAGAACACACUGCCAAAUUUUGGCCAAAGUGUUAAUCUUCUGGAAAAGCUUUCUAUCAUUUUGGCACUGAGAUAUUUAUUGUUUAUUUAUCAGUGACAGAGUUCACUAUAAAUGGUGUUUUUUUUUUUAAUAGAAGAUAAUUAUCGGAAGCAGUGCCUUCCAUAAUUAUGACAGUUAUACUGUCGGUUUUUUUUUAAAUAAAAGCAGCAUCUGCUAAUAAAACCCAACAGAUACUGGAAGUUUUGCACUUAAGGUCAAUACUCAAGGGUUUUGGAAAACAGCCACAAGCCAAAUAAAAUAAGCAAAAGACUUAUUUAAAUUGGAAAAUAAUUAUAUAUAGGGAUUGCCCAUGAAGUGAGACUUCUGUUUAGCUGGUCAGAUAAAAUGAUAAUUCUCCUGAAUGCAAUGAAUUGUGACCAAGUUAUAAAUAAAAGGCUGUGGUAGAACUUGUGAUACAAAAAUUUUAUAUCUCAAUUUUUUCAAAGUAUAACUUAAAUUCUAAUUUUGCAAAAUUUCCAGUACCUUUGUCACAAACCUAACUCACAUUAUCGGGAGCAGUGUCUUCCAUAAUGUAUAAAGAACAAGGUAGUUUUUGCCUACCACAGUGUCUAUAUCGGAGACAGUGAUCUCCAUAUGUUACACUAAGGGUGUACGUAAUUAUCGGGGACAGUGUUUCCCAUAAUUUUCUUCAUGCAAUGACAUCUUCAAAGCUUGAAGAUCGUUAGUAUCUAACAUGUAUUCCCAACUCCCUAGAACAUUUAGUUUUAGUUGCAGAAACAUUGUGGUCAUUAAGCAUUUGGUGGGUAAAGUUAACUGCUGUAAAGUAGAACUAAUACUUCCUUUGAGAUUCUUUUUUAUUUUUUAAUUUAAUAAGGGUGUUUUGUUAUCUUUGUGGUUUCUCCAGGUCUUCUGUUAGUGGGAUAACAGCAUACAUUUAUAAUGUUUGCUACUGAUAAAUGAAUUUAACCCUAUCCUGUUAUUUGCAUGCUAUCUUCUAUAAACUUAGUUCAGGCAAGUUAGAGUCUAGAAUUGACCUUUUAGCUUAAAGCAGGAGGUAGCCAGAUAGAGAAGGGUAUGGGAAAGCAAACCUUGGAAAAGGAUCUUGCCCAUUAGUGUGGUGGGUAUAAAUUAUGAAGGUACAAACAAGUAAGUUGGAAGUUAUAUCGGUUUUAUUUUCUUAUCAGCCAUUCUUAUAAAUGUACUAAUGAGUGAGUAG